CUUUGUUUGUCUUCUUUACUUACAGCGCAUCCCGGCAAAUGCUUCGACAAGAUCACACGUCGCGCCAUGUUGCCCAACAAGGAGUACAAACCGAAGGGCAUUUGCGCUGCCAUGACCUGCGAUAUCAGAACACUGACCAUUAAUAUUGAAACCUGUCCCUACGUGGAGAUGCCCGGCUGUGAGGAGCUGCCCGCAGAUCCCACAUGGUCAUUCCCAAAAUGCUGUCCGCAAUUUAAGUGCACCGACUUCAAGACCGGCAAAGAAUUCGUCGUGUCGCUGUAGUGCGUCUUCCGCGGGACCGUCCCAGUGCUGUGUCUUCUGAAAAAUCGUGUGCAGCGUAGACCAGCGUAUAGCAGCGUAGAAUCUUCGUUCGUCACACGCCUGCCCGAUGCCUUUAGGCUUUAAGUACAAUAAACAAAUCGUGAUUUUAUACUUUGUAUUUAAUAUUGUAUGUAAUUUAACUUGUUCGUGUGUGUGUGUGUGCCGAGGAGCCAGUGUGUGUGUGCGUGCCAUCAACAAUUUGUGAAAUAUCUCAACUCCAUUGUUACUUCAUUGAUAAUUUAUUAAUUUAUUUAUAAAAAUCAACAAAAAAUUUGUAAAUACUCGUGUAACUUCCCUCAUUGUUUCCAGUGAACUCGUUUAUUUAUAAUUGAAACAUUCUUAAUUUAUGUAUUUAUGUAUUUAUGUUCAUGUAUGAAAGUUUGUAUCUCGCAUUCUCGUAUUAAGCAAUCGAAAGUAACUCUAAAAUCUGUUAAAUUAUUUAUUGAGAAAUCUUCUCCUCUUCUUAACUUUGAUUUAUUCAAAUAUUAUUUAUAUUUGCGAUAUUUGCAGACUUAACUUAUUUUAAGUUUAUGUUUAGUUUUUUAUAAAUUAUAAAUUGAAAAAAAAAUUGCAUAAAAAAGAAAAAAAUAAAUAUAAAACAA
This is a messenger RNA of Teleopsis dalmanni, 923 nucleotides long. RefSeq lists its product as uncharacterized. The annotation marks the transcript as partial. Lineage: Eukaryota; Metazoa; Arthropoda; Insecta; Diptera; Diopsidae. The record is from RefSeq and is a predicted model, not a curated record. The transcript has a single exon.